AUGAUCCGCGGUGACAGCAACGGUGGAAGGGCCAUCGCUGGCACCCAAGACAACAACGACGACAGCGGCCAGGAAGACUUCAACAACUCCGAGCACGUCCUUGACUUUGGCGGCGAGCAGUUGUUGAAUGAGUCCGACUCGGUCCAGGGUCAUGCGAUCCCGCGCCCGCUCGGCCGCGCACGCAGCCCCCGUCUUCAAAAGUCAACCCAGUCCUCGCUCAGCGCCGCCCUCGACCAGCAAUGGUCGCUUGACAGCCGUCGGCGGCAGGAUGAAGGCGGCUCCGCUGCUCUUCGGGGCAAAGGACUUGUCGCUCUGCGUCUUCCCGCUCGCGCCGCGAACGGACUUCGAUAUGCGAAAUUCUCCCUUCCAACGCUUCAGCUCCCCGACAAUUACUACAUCCGCAAAAAGGGCAACCACGCCGAUCACGAAGGAACAAGGUGUUAUGGAAAGCAAGCCAGGACCGAACCAACCGGGGCGCGUGUGGGAGACGCAACGAGCGGGACUUGGGGAUCCAAGACGACCAAGGCGCCGAUUGGAAAAAACUAUGGAGAGGAGGACAUGUUGGACAGCAGCCUAUUGUUCGGCGGCACUGGGGCUCGGACAACAAAACGGGUCCUUCGCCGGAUGCGAGGGAGAGUCGACGACCGCACCGUCGCCCUGCUGGAGCUCAAGGGCUGGCCAUCUACCAAAGCCCUCGCCGAAGCGGUCCACGACUACGACGACUUCUAA
Colletotrichum karsti is the source of this 729-nucleotide messenger RNA. RefSeq lists its product as uncharacterized. Lineage: Eukaryota; Fungi; Ascomycota; Sordariomycetes; Glomerellales; Glomerellaceae. The record is from RefSeq and is a predicted model, not a curated record. The transcript is spliced from 3 exons. The coding region runs from base 1 to 729 and encodes 242 amino acids.